Messenger RNA from Somion occarium, 1216 nucleotides. Lineage: Eukaryota; Fungi; Basidiomycota; Agaricomycetes; Polyporales; Cerrenaceae. The record is from the annotation of a GenBank genome assembly.
AGGUUCCCACACUUGGAUUUACUGAUAUACAGCACUUCAGAGCUAGGAAGAUACAAUUCCACCCGAAGUAUAUCCCCCAGACUCAGAAUUCUCAUUGGCAUUCAAUGUCUAACCCACGAGUUUGGCUUGUUACUGGUGCUUCUUCCGGCUUCGGAAGACUGAUGUCCGAACUUGUUCUCAGCAAGGGUGACAUUGCAGUGGCAACCGCGAGGAAGCCUGAGACGUUAGAUGAUCUGAAAAUCAAAUAUUCUCCCUCGAAGCUGCUUGUCCUGAAACUGGACGUCACCCAUGCCCAGGAAAUCAAGGACGCUUUCACGGGAAUCCAGGAAACAUUUGGUAGGCUGGACGUGGUCUUCAACAACGCUGGAUACAGUACGAUGGGUGAGGUGGAAGCGACGCCGGAGCAUGUUGCUCGCACGAUGUUCGACACCAAUUUCUGGGGUGCCACAAACGUUAGUGCGGAGGCGGUGAGGUUCUUCCGCGAAGAGAACAGACCUGCUGGGGGGAGAUUGAUCGUUAACUCCUCUGAGGUAGGUGUUCAUGGUCUCGCAGGUUGUGGAUUCUAUUCGGCUACGAAGCAUGCUUUGGAAGGCGUUACCUCCGCCCUGGCGCAGGAACUUGACCCUGAAUGGAAUAUCAAAAUCACUCUUGUGGAACCUGGGACCUUCCGCACUGAGAUUCUCGCGAAACUCGGCGAAGGAUAUAGUCAUCCUGCGUACACCAAGCCGAGUCUCCUUAGCAACGUUAAUCGUGCAGCUCUUCCUGACGAGAAGUUGAUGAAGCAGGCAGAUACGUCCAAAGGCGUGCAAAAGAUAUAUGAUCUCUCCCUACUUCCUAACCCACCUCUUCGGCUACCCCUUGGGAAGGAUGCUGUUGCAAUGGUGAGAGGGGAGGCGAAGAGCAUUUUAGAGGACGCUGCGAAGUAUGAAUCGUGGUCCGAAGGCUUGGAUUUCGACGCAUAAGUGGUAUGUAAAGUUUUACAACACGUAAGAGCUCUUUGUUUCCUUGUUGAAGUUCUGUAUGCCUCUGGCUCUUCGUAUUAGGGGCCGGACUUCUGAGCUACGCCUGCACAAGUCUAUUCGAAUGAAGUGUAUACAUCUGAGCUACGCCUGCACAAGUCUAUUCGAAUGAAGUGUAUACAUCGGGGUCUUCCUGAAACAAAGAUAUUCUGAUAUUCAUGACAUACAGGCAGCGGGUUCCGCUCCUAUUUUCAUAU